This is a messenger RNA of Hypanus sabinus (Atlantic stingray), 1234 nucleotides long. RefSeq names its product serine and arginine rich splicing factor 7a (gene srsf7a). Gene Ontology annotation, molecular function: zinc ion binding; RNA binding. Gene Ontology annotation, cellular component: cytoplasm; ASAP complex; nucleoplasm. Lineage: Eukaryota; Metazoa; Chordata; Chondrichthyes; Myliobatiformes; Dasyatidae. Gene Ontology annotation, biological process: mRNA splicing, via spliceosome. The record is from RefSeq and is a predicted model, not a curated record. The transcript has 8 exons. Bases 138 to 812 code for a protein of 224 amino acids.
GCCGCGCCAUCUCUGAAGGCGGUUGAGUGGGGUUCCACUGCGCACGCGUCUCCGCUGUGGACUGCGCAGGCGCGGAGAUCGGCGGGCUGUCGUGUGGAGAGCGCGGCCGGAGGGAGAGGAACGGUAGGAGCUGAAGAAUGUCGUAUUACUCCAGAAGCUCCAGGGCUUCAGACUGCAAAGUCUAUGUUGGAGAUUUGGGAACAGGGGCUGCCAAAGGGGAGCUAGAGCGUGCUUUCAGUUACUAUGGCCCCCUCAGAAAUGUGUGGGUAGCACGAAACCCUCCGGGAUUUGCUUUUGUGGAGUUUGAAGACCCCAGGGAUGCAGAAGAUGCCGUGCGUGGGAUGGAUGGCAAGGUCCUUUGCGGAUCAAGGGUGCGUGUUGAGCUAUCAAAUGGGAUGUCGCGCAAAUCGCGCUUUGGCCGCCCUCCUGCUCGGCGCCAGUUUGACCCCAAUGACCGCUGCUACCAGUGCGGUGAGCGCGGCCACUAUGCCUACGAUUGCUACCGUUACAGCAAGAGGAGGCGUGGGAUCAGCCGAUCUCGGUCUAGAUCUCGUUCCCGCUCAAGGUCCAGAUCCAGAGGCCGCCGCUAUACCAGGUCCCGCAGCCGCGAUCGCCGAACUCGUUCCCGUUCUCCUUCGUACUCUAGGAGGAGAAGUCGAUCUCUCACUCCAAUGAGGUCCAAGUCCAGAUCUCCAAUGAGGAGGAGCCCAUCAAGAUCAAGGUCUCGAUCAAGAUCUCUUUCUAUAAAACGAGAAAGUCAUUCCCCGUCGGAAGGUUCUCGGAAGAGCCCAAGUCCCACAAGAGACGACUGAAAUGGACCUUUGUGAAGAGCACAGCAUUGGGGGCCCUCAUCACCUGACAAACCUUUUAACUAACCUAGAUGCUUUAGUGCCUUUUUAUAUGCAUGCAUUCCACAGAAAUGUCACUGCUCUUCAUUUGGUCCAAGUAACUGUUAUUGAAUGUUGUGAAAUAUACUGUAGAGCAUCUGAAGAGCAGCUGCAACAGCUGACAGGGCUUCAGUAAAUAGCUCACAUUUGUAUUAAACGUGACAUCUUCAUCAGAGUAAGGUGAUUCUGCUUCAGUGAAUUUGUUGCAGUGUGUGAAGCUAAUGUUAUGAAGGUUUAAAAAUUGAACGUUUCUAAUGCUUCAGAACUGGUUGACUAUUUUUUGUCUGUUUAGGUUUUUUUCCCCCCCCCCUUCAAUUCCCAAUAAAAAGAAAAAGGCUUAAAAUGUG